Messenger RNA from Oncorhynchus kisutch (coho salmon), 2757 nucleotides. RefSeq lists its product as uncharacterized. The record is from RefSeq and is a predicted model, not a curated record. NCBI's taxonomy places the organism in Eukaryota, Metazoa, Chordata, Actinopteri, Salmoniformes, Salmonidae. The transcript has 10 exons. Bases 616 to 2385 code for a protein of 589 amino acids.
GGGCUGCCUACCACCAUUUUCAUCUUUAGUUGUUUUCAGCCUUAAUUGAUUUCAGCCUUAGUAUUAAUUGUUUUCAGCCUUAGUAUUAAUUGUUUUCAGCCUUAGUAUUAAUUGUUUUCAGCCUUAGUAUUCAUUGUUUUCAGCCUUAGUAUUAAUUGUUUUCAGCCUUAGUAUUCAUUGUUUUCAGCCUUAGUAUUCAUUGUUUUCAGCCUUAGUAUUCAUUGUUUUCAGCCUUAUUAGUAUAUGUUGAUUUCAGGCAUAGUUGUUUUCAGCCUUAAUUGAUUUCAGCCUUAGUGUUCGUUGUUUACAGCCUUAGUAUUAAUUGUUUUCAGCCUUAGUAUUCAUUGUUUUCAGCCUUAGUAUAUGUUGUUUUCAGCCUUAGUAUUAAUUGUUUUCAGCCUUAGUAUUCAUUGUUUUCAGCCUUAGUAUUCAUUGUUUUCAGCCUUAGUAUUCAUUGUUUUCAGCCUUAUUAGUAUAUGUUGAUUUCAGGCAUAGUUGUUUUCAGCCGUAGUAUAUGUUGACUGUUUUAUGUUGACACACUGUGGCUGUUGGAGGCUUUGCGUAUUUUGACCAACUGAAUUGACAGAUACUGGAAUCUUAUUAAUAAGCCGUGUGAUGUUGGACGUCCUGAUAAUAGGUGGAGGACCCCAGGCCCUGACCCUGGCCACCCUGCUGUCCUGUCCAGACCAGGCCCUGACCCCACCUCCCCCCAACACAGACAUCCUCCAGGGGAUCCAGUUCAGCCAGGGCAGGGCCAAGACCAGCCGCUCUAAGAGCAAGAGAGGAGGAGCUACCCGUGAGGAUAACUACACUGCAGCUCAAUGUUUUUUACGACAGCAGACAGCCGAGCCCGAGGAGCAGGCCACUCCAGACCCAGAGUCAGUUACAUCUUGCCCUCUGCUGGCCUUCAGAGUGGUGGACUCAUACGGAACAUGGACCUCGCUGUGGGAGAGCCAGUUCAGAGCACUCAACAUCCCUCACCUUCGCUCACACACCCUGGUGCACACAGACCCACUCAAUAAGAGGGCUUUGCAGGAGUUUGUUCUGGAGAAGGAUCGGACAGCGGAGCUACACUGCCUCCCUGACCACACCUUCAUUCUGGAUGAGAACGCCUUCUUCAACGACAUGCGUCUGGGCAAGAAGGACAGGAGGAGACUGAGCAGCAGCAGAGGCCUACAGAAGAGCCUGUACUUUAGCCUGCCAGGCACCAGGCUCAGUGUGGACUUCUUCAUGCAGCAGGUGGACAAAUAUGGCCUGGACAGUGUCCUGACAAAGGGCACAGUGGACAGACUGACCCCUGUCAUGUCAGAAGGAAUUGUGACAUCAUUCAGGGUAUUCCUUCAGAACGGGGACGUCCUCGAGGCAAGGCGGGUAGUCAUGGCGACCGGGCCGACCCGUGCCCAGAUGGCCAACAUUCCUUUCUGGGUGUCGUCCAUAGCGGAGAGCUACCCUGAGGAACGCCUGCAGCACACCGUACAGCUCAUGCACCACCACUCACGGUCAACACGGCAACAGGAACCAAGAAGCCAGAACCAGGAACAGGAAGAGAGUUCUUCUUCUCUCUUAUCAGCAGGUCCCUAUGUGGUGUGUGAGCCUGGCCAGAGGGUGAUGGUGGUUGGUGGAGGCCUGACCAGCGCUCAUGUCAUCUCCAUCGCUCUGCAGCAAGGAGCCAGUCAUGUGACCUGGGUGAUGCGCAAACACUUACAGCUGAAGCAGUUUGACGUGGGUGACGUGGAAAGCCUGGUGGGCCGGUACUCCCAUAUGGAGCAUGGCAUCAAGAUGGACGGCCUGGCCUUCCUGCGCCAGUUCUACAAUGAGAGCAGCGUCCAUAAGAGACUGGCCAUGAUCAGACAGGCCAGGAAGGGAGGGGCAGUUACACCUGAGGCCUACGCAGCCCUGCAGCCCUACAUCCAGACUGGACAGCUGUCUGUCCGAGCAUACUGCCAGGUGACUGAAGCUAAGUGGUGCUAUGACAGCCAGGUGUGGAGACUGUCACUGUGUGGACAGAAUGGCUAUGAAACUUGGACUGGGGACAGGAUAUGGCUGGCUACAGGAUGCAAACUGGACGUCAACCAAGACCCUAUGCUCUCUUCUGUCAUCAAGGAAUUCCCUAUUCAGGUCCUGGAUGGCUGGCCUUGUAUAUCUGAGAGCUUGCAGUGGGCUCCAGGCUGUCCUCUGUACCUGAUGGGACAGUACACAGCACUUCAGGUUGGUCCGCACGCGCUGAAUCUGGCAGGAGGACAGGCUGCAAGCGCGCGCAUCGCGAAGGACAUAAUAUUCCAGCACAGCCGGAGUGGUUACGGAGGGACAGGGACACAAACCACCGUGGAGAGAGCACACACAGAAGAAUACAUUCAGCAGAUGCACGGGCUGAUGUGGUUAUGAUUAAAGACCUUAGCGCAAGUAAUGUUUUGAUGUCAAAGGGAGAUUUACGCAACGAUAAAUCAUGGAUUCAGCUGCCUUCCUAGUUGAGAAUAAACUACACCUCACCCCAUCCUAGCUCCGAAUAAACUCCCCCCCCCCUUCCUAAUAAACUGCACCUCACCCCUUCUUAUCUGAGAAUGAACUAACCCUCCCUCUUUUUUUUAUUCAAACUAAUCCCUUGCGGUCAAUCACGCCCUUCAUGUCCGUACAUGCGCAACAGAUGCAGUGUUGGUAACCGCGACAACAACAUGACUGCGCUUGGAAGAUGAUAGGCUUAUAAUUCUGUUGUUGCCUACACACUGGGAGGAUUUGACAGCCUACAUUACGUGCUUG